AUGCCCAGCUUCACGACAAAAGAGGCUCGCACGCCCGAGGAGAUCCAGCAGUCGCGCGACAUCCGCUUCGCCGUCUUCAUCGAUGAGCAGAAAUUCGCUGCCGACGUCGAGAUCGAUGACGUCGACAACACCAACUCGCACGUGUCCUUCCUCGUCCUCGACGAUACCACGAACAAGCCAGUCGGCACUGUCCGCCUCGUGCCGAAGAAGGGCAAGCUGACGCGGCUGGCGGUCCUGAAGGACUACAGGAAGUAUGGACUCGGCAAGACGCUAGUCCAGGCUUUGGAGGCGCAUGUCGCGGCCGGCGGCGAGGACGUGCAGCACCUCAUCCACGAAGUGGAUGGGAAGAAGGUGGCUACGGUCAAGAUCCACUCACAGGUGAGUCUCUUGUCUUCCUUCCUUACUCGCCUUGUCAGCGGAUCGCUCGCUCUCCUGCUCACUCCACACUGUGAAGUAGAUGAACAUCGCGAGACUGGAUGGAGCGACUCGAGAACGGCCGAGACCGUCAAGCUCGGAUACGAGGUGCAGGGCGGCGAGUUUGACGAGGACGGCGCGCCGCACGUUCUCAUGAUCAAGGACAUUGUCGUCCAGUAG
Trichosporon asahii var. asahii CBS 2479 is the source of this 594-nucleotide messenger RNA. RefSeq lists its product as uncharacterized. Gene Ontology annotation, molecular function: acyltransferase activity, transferring groups other than amino-acyl groups. The transcript is spliced from 4 exons. The record is from RefSeq and is a predicted model, not a curated record. Lineage: Eukaryota; Fungi; Basidiomycota; Tremellomycetes; Trichosporonales; Trichosporonaceae. Bases 1 to 594 code for a protein of 197 amino acids.